ACAAAGACCGGCAGAGAUGAUACAUAUAUGAUGAUGUCACUUAACACCCGUCUCCAAAGGGUUAAAUUACAAAUGCAAAUGUAGACAGUUGAUCUUGAAGCCAUCGUUAGGCAGAUGGACAGCAAUGAAGAACAAAAUUAAUAUGUGCAUUAUAAACCUUAACUCAUGAUAAGUUGAAACAGUAUUUAUUACGAAUUAAAUGCCUUCAGAAGUUAUUAAGCGGCUCCAAGUAAAAUAGGCCUGUAAUUAACAACAUGUGUCAAAAAUACACGCGUUCUUUUGUUAUUGAUUUUUAUCAGUUCAAUCCUUUCUUUUUUCUAUGACUCCAUCUAAUGAGUCUUUCGCAAACACAUUCUUCUGACUUGAAAAUAUUAUAAAAACAAUGGUUGCAGUUGAGAAAAUCUUUGGAUACAAAUAACAAUUUUGUAAUGACACAUCUAGAAAAAAUUUGGUCCUGUCAGGAUCGGUUCCGACUCUGUGUAUUAUACCUUUCUUGCUCCAUUGUGAUUUCAUCAUACAUUAAUUAGUAAUAUUCAAGAAGCUGAUUCUUUAAUAUCGUAGUUCUACGUUUGCAUUGAUAAUGAAAGCUGUUAUCAUGGUUUCUUCUUUCGAUAAUAAUAGUUGUCGUACAAAAAUAAUACCAUAUGUUUUUAUAUUCACUUUUGAUAUAAUGAUUUAUUUAUUAGUGACUUCUCUAUCGUUUAUUUUAAUGUGAAAUACUUUCUGAAACAAGUUCGAACGACCAGAUUGGGUGUGGGUGUGGGUGGGUGUGGGUGGGUGUGGGUGUGGAUGUGGGUGUGGGUGUGGGUGAAGGUGUGGGUGUGGCUAGGGUGUGUAAAGAAAACUAUCACACCCACACCCACACCCGCCCACACCCACACCCACACCCUUACUUGUUCUUUAUUUAAUUUAUAUUAACGUUGAGUUAAACUUAAUAAUUAAAAAUUAAACAUAUUUAUUUAUUUUAGUUACCUGAAAUAAAUUGAAAUCUUCAAUUGGUUUUAUUAUAAUGUUUAAUAAGUCAAAAAGAAUCGAAGCACGUUUAAUAUCGAAUAUAACAGUAACAAUUGCUGGGAAUCUUGAUGUUGAUGAAUUGAGUUACCAUUUGAUCUAGUAUAUUACUGCUUUUUUCUUCAAUGUAGAAUGAAAGAAUAACACAUUUCUUUAUUUUAGGAAACAACUGUUGGAAUUGGUAGAGCUGAUGAGGAGGAAGAUGAAAGUGGAUAUUUUGUUGCACCAGCAAGAGUUGGUUCAUUUGAAUCAGCAUUGUGUUUAUUACAAGAUCAAGUUGGAACUAUUUGUUUUGAUAAAUAUAAACAAUUAUUUGUUCAAAUAUAUUCACGUCCACAUGCAGCUUUUACAACACUUCCAUGA
Molecule: messenger RNA, 1374 nt
Organism: Rotaria sp. Silwood1
Lineage: Eukaryota; Metazoa; Rotifera; Eurotatoria; Philodinida; Philodinidae
Source: the annotation of a GenBank genome assembly